AGAUUGGUGGCAGAAUUCCCUGCAACUGGAGGAAUACUUACUUCGUGGCAGUUUUACACUGUGAAGCUCCUAAGAUAUGUUAGUUACUAUGAUUAUUUUAUUGCUUCCUGUGAAAUCACGUUUUGCAUUUUUCUUUUUAUCUUCACAACACAAGAAAUCAAAAGAAUGAAAGAAUUUAAGUCUGACUAUUUCAAAAGUAUUUGGAACUGGCUAGAAUUGCUACUUUUGCUGUUGUGUUUUGUGGCUGUUUCCUUCAACAUAUACUGUAAUGUACAAAUUUUUAUCUUACUUGGACAGUUAUUGAAAAGUACUGAAAAAUAUUCAGACUUCUAUUUUCUUGCAUACUGGUACAUUUAUUACAACAAUAUAAUUGCUAUUACCAUCUUCUUUGCAUGGAUAAAGAUAUUCAAGUUCAUAAGCUUUAAUAAGACAAUGUCUCAGUUGUCAUCAACCUUGUCCCGCUGUAUCAAAGACAUAGUAGGAUUUGCCAUCAUGUUUUUUAUAAUAUUCUUUGCUUAUGCCCAGUUAGGAUUUCUUAUUUUUGGAUCACAAGUUGAUGACUUUUCCACUUUUCAGAAUUCCAUAUUUGCACAAUUUCGAAUUGUUCUUGGAGAUUUUAAUUUUGCUGGUAUUCAGCAAGCCAAUCGGAUUUUGGGACCUAUUUACUUCAUCACUUUCAUCUUUUUUGUGUUCUUUGUCCUGCUGAACAUGUUCUUGGCAAUAAUUAAUGAUACCUAUUCUGAAGUGAAAGCUGAUUAUUCAAUAGGCAGAAGGCCAGAUUUUGAACUUGGUAAAAUGAUUAAAAAGAGUUAUGAAAAUGCACUCAAGAAACUCAAACUGAAGAAAGCUGAAAAAGAUGAAGACAAGAAAAUCAAAGUCAGUGAAGAUUUGACUGAACAAGCCAGAAGAGAAGGCUUUGAUGAAAAUGAGAUUAAAAAGGCAGAGCAGAUGAAAAAAUGGAAAGACAGGCUUGAGAAAAAGUAUUAUUCUACGGAAAUUCCAGAUGACUACCAGCCUGUCACUCAAGAAGAAUUUCGAGAACUUUUUUUGUAUACUGUGGAGCUGGAAAAGGAGUUACACUAUAUCAAUUCAAAAGUAAACCAAGUGAUGAGAAAGCUUUCAGCUCUACAAUGAGACACAUGGAGUGGCACCACAACCAAGUACAAAAUGAGAUACUCUGAGUGUCUGACAACAUGAACUCAAGUACCAGCCAAGUACACACGAUGAUAGCUUCAAGGAAUACAACUGACGCUAUGAUAUGAAUUUUCAAGGAGCUUAAUUUAUAUGGAUUUUGAAGAAUCUUGUUUGCUUAUAAGAACUUCAAGAAGCCUGAGCUUGGCUUUAAUUUUCUUGUACUCCCUGUACUCCUCAAGCACUGGAACACGAUCCUCUUUCUGAGCAUUCCUAGGGGAGAAAAUAAAAUCUAUAAUGUUAUAAAGA
Carlito syrichta (Philippine tarsier) is the source of this 1440-nucleotide messenger RNA. RefSeq names its product polycystin 2 like 2, transient receptor potential cation channel (gene PKD2L2). The annotation marks the transcript as partial. The record is from RefSeq and is a predicted model, not a curated record. Gene Ontology annotation, molecular function: calcium channel activity. Lineage: Eukaryota; Metazoa; Chordata; Mammalia; Primates; Tarsiidae. The transcript is spliced from 10 exons. Gene Ontology annotation, biological process: detection of mechanical stimulus. Gene Ontology annotation, cellular component: membrane.